Messenger RNA from Cydia pomonella (codling moth), 3494 nucleotides. Its product is annotated as protein rolling stone-like. The coding region runs from base 295 to 1089 and encodes 264 amino acids. The record is from RefSeq and is a predicted model, not a curated record. Gene Ontology annotation, cellular component: membrane. The transcript is spliced from 4 exons. Lineage: Eukaryota; Metazoa; Arthropoda; Insecta; Lepidoptera; Tortricidae.
UGCGCUUUAUACGCAAAGAAUACAGAUUGUGAUCAUGUGCUUUGCGACCUAUCUACUCGCCAUGACGGGUUGACAACGGAGUGUCGACUUACAGGUAGUUCGCAUUACACUUUUAUUGUGUAAACGUCACACUCAUAUUUGUUCAUUUUACAAUCGUUAAUCCUCUUGAAGAUGGCUCGUUUCAACUUCCUCACAAGGCUAACGCCAUAAGGUAUAUUAAGAUAAGGGCUCACAAAGUGCGCGCGAUCAGUGCGACUCCGCCGCGCGGCGUGCUCGCGGAGACCGCUCCCCAGAAUGUUUUUAAGAAAGAUCAGAUGCUCGGACCUGUGGGUGUCGUCGCACGACAAGUCGAGCGACUUCUACUUGUGCGCAUGGCAGCGGGGCGCGUCGCCGUGGCCGCUGCUGUGGGUGCGGGCGGCGCUGGCGGCGGCGGGCGCGGCGGUGCUGGCGUGGUCGCUGGCGGGCGGCGGCGGCGCCAGCCCGCGCUGGCCCAUCUACCUCACCAACUGGGGGCUGCUGCUGCUGGAGGGCGCGGCGCUCGCCGGCCUGCUCGUGUCCUGCCGCGCCGUCUGCAGGAGACCCCCAGAAGAAUCGACGACAGCAUGGAUGUCGCUGUACUGGGUGUUGUUCAACGUGGCGCAGACGGUGGCCCUCGCCAUCACCGUGCUGUACUGGCUGCUGCUGUACGACCCCGAGACGACGGUGUACCCCACGGCGGAGGCGCUGGGGCGCGACGUGGCCACGCACGCGCUGAACUCGGCGCUGACGCUGGCCGAGCUGCUGGCGGCGCGCACGCCGGCGCGCGCGCUGCACGCCUGGCAGCCGCUGCUGCUGGCUACAGCCUACGCCGCCUUCAGCGCUGUCUACUACGCAGCCGGCGGCACUAAUAUUUUCGGCGAGUCGUUUAUCUACCCGGUGCUGGACUGGUCGACGCCGGCGGCGGCGGGCGCAGUGGCGGGCGCGUCGUUGGCGGGCGCUCUGGUGCUGCACGUGCUCGUGUGUGUGCUGGCGCGCGCGCGCUCCGCCGCGGCCACGGCGCUAAUGCGGCCGGGGGACCGGGACCUCGACUCGGCGACUCGGCUACCUUGAGAGCUAUGGAACGAGAACUCGCAUGUAUACGAUGUGCCUUUAUAUUAAUUCAUUAAGCUUGUGUACGUCUGUUCGUACCUAACUGCGUCACCCGCUGUUGGCGGAGGGCGCAGGCGCCGGUCGCGCGCGCGCACGCGCUGCUCAACUCCGUGCUCGAGCCACAGCCGGCGGCGUGUGAUCUGUUUGUAAAUGCGUUGAGGCGACUGAUGCAAUAGUAUUAGAAAGAAAGAUGCCUGAAAGUACUAUAUCAUAAUUGUAUCUAAAAAUUGUUUAAUUUGUUCUAAUUUGUGCCACGUUGGCAAUAGCUGUAAGGACAACUUGUAAUUUGAAUUUAUAUAAUAGAAUAAAAUAGUAGUACCUACUACUUAUACUAUGUACAUACAAUAUUCAUUAAUAUAUUAUUUUUAAAACUGAAAACUUAGGCGCAAUUGCGUGGCAUGAUUUUGUAUCUAAUAGAAUUAGAAAGAUUACUCUUUCUGAUAACAUUCUGAAAAAGUAUUGUUUGCUAGAUAGGCAUGUUUAUUAUGCAACAUAAAACGGAACGUACGUAAAAAAAUUACCGAAAAAACCUCGCGUGAUUUGUGCACAAGCCCAAAUCAGCCAUGGGUCUUUCAACAGGACUCAGCGCCUGCAGAUAAGGCAAAAACAACUCGAGCCUGGCCGCGUAGCCAACGUUACAAUCGUUAACGCUCCGUAGCGUAUCGUAGUCAUUUCUCUCUAUUACUCUUCUUUAUUAAAGCGACUGUGACAGUUGCGUUUCGUUCGCCACGGAGCGUAAACGAUAUGCACGUUGGCUACGCGGGCUGGUUUCGGGACAGAAGGAACAAAAUUGACUUUAUCGCCCACGAAGACUGGCCGUCCUCCAGCCCGGACCUUAACCCCUUGGAUUAUGCCAUAUGGCAGGUUAUUGAGGAGAAAGCCUGUGCUAAACCCCACACAAAUCUUGACUCCCUAUAGCGGGCCAUAGUUAAGACAGUGACGGAAUUAGACAUGACAAUCGUGCGUGCCGCUAUUGAUGGCUGGCCUCGUCGUUUGAGGGCCUGUGUCAAGGCCAGAGGAGGCCAUUUUGACUGAUAUUGUCACAUGCAAUUUCUGAUUUUGUGUACUUCAUUUUAAUAUACAGUUUAUUCAACUUUCGUUCGUAUAUUUUAUGUAGAUAAAGAUUAUUGCAGUAGGUAACAUAAUUUAGUAACCAACUAGGUAUAAUACGAAUUUGAACAUAAGUACAAACGUAGUAUUAGCAAGUUGCAUAUCCCAAAUACAACAUGUCAAUUGCCUCCGAUUCCAAUUGAUCUGUCAAUUCAUUAGCUCUAGGAAUUGUCUUUAUAUUCACAAUUGACUGUCAGAGAUAUCAGAACACAGCAGCAUCGAGGAUGUUGUAAACGAUACCUGCGUCACACACGAUUAUCGAUAAGUAUUUAUUGUCGCGGGAUUAAGCCGCCUGUCGCAGAUUUUAUUAUAAAUCAUAAAAAUAAAAUAAAAAGCCUUUUAUUUCGUGCAAAGAAUAAAAGUUACAUAAUUUUUAAGGUGAGAGAAAACUAAAAUUAAUUUAAAAAGUAAAAUAGUAUGUGUUUUCUUUUUUUAUUGUUGCACGAACCCCUCCUCUUAGGUGAAGGUGAAAACCUCCUCUAAAGAUUUCCAUUUUUCUCUGUCCUGAGCUAUUUGUGGCCAGCAGGGCCCCGCUACGUUUAUGAUGUCGAGGUCUCGCUCUCCGACGCUUUCCCAGUGGGCCCUUCCAUUUCGUUACCCUGCUAGUCCAUCUCUCGUCCUUGAGCCUUGCUACGUGCCCUGCCCACUUCCAUUUUUGUGUUUUAGCGUAAGUUAAGGCAUCCUUAGCUUUGGUGAUAUUUCUAAUUUUUGUGUGACUUUUUUUGUUUUUUUUUUUUAAUAUUAAGCAUGCUUCAUGCCUAGCGGUAAGAGCGUGCGACUUGCAAUCCGGAGGUCGCGGGUUCGAACCCCGGCUCGUACCAAUGAGUUUUUCGGAACUUAUGUGCGAAAUAUCAUUUGAUAUUUGCCAGUCGCUUUUCGGUGAAGGAAAACAUCGUGAGGAAACCGGACUAAUCCCAACAAGGCCUAGUUUACCCUCUGGGUUGGAAGGUCAGAUGGCAGUCGCUUUCGUAAAAACUAGUGCCUACGCCAAAUCUUGGGAUUAGUUGUCAAGCGGACCCCAGGCUCCCAUGAGCCGUGGCAAAAUGCUGGGACAACGCGAGGAAGAAGAAGAAUAUUAAGCAUGCUUCGUUCUAUUCCACGUUGGCAAGUAAUAAUUUUGUUUUUAAUUUUCGAUGUAUACCAGAUACCAGUAUUUAUUUCAAGUAUUUUGUGCUCUCAGAUUUUAUUAGGUGGUAUUAAGUAGGUAUUUAUUACUGUGAUGGAUAAUUAAAUAAAACUUAUUUUUAAAUCGAAAA